Molecule: messenger RNA, 897 nt
Organism: Hyphopichia burtonii NRRL Y-1933
Lineage: Eukaryota; Fungi; Ascomycota; Pichiomycetes; Serinales; Debaryomycetaceae
Gene: NIT3
Product: putative hydrolase
Exons: 1
Coding region: 1-897 (298 amino acids)
Biological process (GO): L-glutamine metabolic process; oxaloacetate metabolic process
Cellular component (GO): mitochondrion
Molecular function (GO): omega-amidase activity
Source: RefSeq, a predicted model, not a curated record
AUGUCGACUUUAAAAGCACCAUUGACGGGCAAUCUUAAGAUUGCACUUAUUCAAAUCAAGGCAGGCUCAGAUAAAGCUGCCAAUUUACUAAAAGUAGAUAAGUUUGUUGAAAAUGCCAUUAAAAAUUCCAAGAUUGGUAAGAUUGAUUUGAUAAUGUUACCAGAGUGUUUUAAUUCACCAUACGCUGUUGACCAAUUCCGUAAGUAUGCAGAGAAUAUACCUAAUGGAGAGACGACCAAUUUUUUGUCGAAUUUAGCUAAAAAGCAUGAAAUUUUCAUCAUUGGAGGAUCAUUUCCGGAGAUUUCACUGGAUAAAAUAUAUAAUACAUCGUUGACAUUUGGACCAGAUGGUGAUAUUUUGGCUAAGCAUCGCAAGGCCCACUUAUUUGAUAUCGACAUCCCCAAUGGAAUUACUUUCAAAGAGUCAAUCACAUUAGAUGCCGGAGAUCAAGCCACGGUCUUCAAAUUAGGAUCAUUUGGAAAUAUUGGAUUAGGGAUUUGUUAUGAUAUUAGAUUCCCCGAAUUGGCUCAAAUUGCAUCGCGUAAUCCAUACAAUUCAUUUGGGAUGUUUUACCCGGGGGCAUUCAAUACGACUACAGGGCCAUUACAUUGGCAUUUAUUGGCCAGAUCAAGAGCAGUUGAUAAUCAAAUGUAUAGUGUUUUAUGUAGUCCUGCCCGGGAUGUUGAAGGAGGAGGAUAUCAAGCAUACGGACAUUCAUUAGUUGUUGAUCCCACCGGGAAGAUAAUUGCUGAAGCAGGAGAAGAAGAAGAGAUAUUAUAUGCUGAGUUAGAAGGAGAUUUACUUCCUAAAGUUAGAAGUGGGAUACCAGUGCAUUAUCAAAGAAGAUUUGAUAUCUAUCCCGAUAUCAGUAAGAGUGACGUUAGAGUAAGUAAUUAA